This is a messenger RNA of Sinocyclocheilus anshuiensis, 3925 nucleotides long. It is a transcript of the gene dyrk4, whose product is annotated as dual-specificity tyrosine-(Y)-phosphorylation regulated kinase 4. NCBI's taxonomy places the organism in Eukaryota, Metazoa, Chordata, Actinopteri, Cypriniformes, Cyprinidae. The coding region runs from base 735 to 2594 and encodes 619 amino acids. Gene Ontology annotation, biological process: peptidyl-threonine phosphorylation; peptidyl-serine phosphorylation. The record is from RefSeq and is a predicted model, not a curated record. The transcript is spliced from 14 exons. Gene Ontology annotation, molecular function: protein serine/threonine kinase activity; protein serine/threonine/tyrosine kinase activity; ATP binding. Gene Ontology annotation, cellular component: cytoplasm; nucleus; cytoskeleton.
CUCACUGCUCUUCUGUCAUUUUGAAAUACACAUGGCUUUGGGAAUGACGAUGUACUGAUAGGCGUUAUUUAUUGGGGUCCCAUCGUUCGUUGACAGAUGGAAACUUAAAGAGAGAGCAGUAAACAGAUAGUGGCGAAGGCGGUGCCGUUGCAUACUCAAAGCUCGUGUCAAAGCGAGGAAAUUGUGAGCGGAGGCACUCGCGGCAAGUAGACUACACACUAACAACUCGUGCCUGCAAGCCGGUUGUGUUAUUAGAGGCUAACUCGUGCAGCUGCACAUUUGGACAUUGUGCCAUAACUGUCCUGGAUUACCACUUUAGGAACGCCAUGACUUGGCAAACAAAUGCAGUGUGUUAGGAUGGAAGGAAUAUGGGUUCAGUGAUAGGUAAGCGCACGUAAACAAAUCUAUAUAGAGUGCAAGCAGGCUGGAAAACCUGAACAGGUGGCAUAUCUCGGGACAUACACGUCAAGUGGAGCAGACGGACAGCUUGCCUCUUUCCGUUAAUCUCCUGCUGACGAAAGCUUUUCAACCCCUCUCUGCCUCAUCGGGAAACACUUCAUUUCGCGAAGUUCUCGCUGCUAUUUUCCAGUGCUGACAGAACGGGUUCCGGUGUCUUACAGGAUUCUUGAGAUGCACAUGCAAGUUUCCUACUGGAUUUAAUAGCGAACGUGUUCUUUCUUUCUUAUGCCUUAUGACUUGGAUGUGGAUGUGAUAUCCACUUGUCAAAAAGCGACAUGUUUCCUGAAAUUAAUAACAAGUCAGCCAGACCCGAGGCUUUCCCUCACCUCCACAGGUCUCAGGCCGAGAACACAAAAAUAGGACCCAACUGCACCUACUCACAGAAGUGUGGGACGGGAGUUGGUACUUUGCCCCAGCUAGAGGCUCCAGUCAAACAAGUUCUGGUGACCAAUGGCAAACUUCUGCAUUCGAAUGGAACCUUACCCAGUAUCGUCAAACAACUGGUGCAAAGCACUCAAGGGAAUCAGGAGGAGAGACCUAGGCCACAGUUUCCCAAUCGCUUUGGUUCAUCUGUGGAAAACCUCUCCGAAUCCUUAACUAGGAGCAUCAUCAAUAAAUUUGAGAAGAUCAGGACAUAUGAGGGACAGAGGCUGCCUAUGUCUCCAACAACGGCACUGAAGCACUUCCAGAACCAGCUAACAGAAUAUGAGAAGGAGGAGAUCAUGGACUACUCUGAGAUCUGGUAUCUGGGUUUGGACACUAAGAAGAUUGAGGGCUCCCAGGGAUCCCCACAGAAUUCAGGCUAUGACGAUGAGCAUGGCAGCUACUUAAAGGUCCCGCAUGACCAUAUAGGCUAUCGCUAUGAAGUCCUGGAGGUGAUUGGGAAAGGAUCAUUUGGCCAAGUCUUGAAAUGUUUGGAUCACAAGACAAAUGAGAUGGUGGCCAUCAAGGUUAUUCGGAAUAAGAAGAGGUUCCAUCAUCAGGCUCUUGUAGAGCUGAAGAUCCUAGAUGCCGUCCGAAGAAGAGACCGAGAUAACUGCCACAAUGUCAUUCACAUGAAGGAGUACUUCUACUUCCGCAACCACCUGUGCAUCUCCUUCGAGUUGCUGGGAGCGAACCUCUACGAGCUUAUUAAGAAGAACAACUUCCAGGGCUUCAGUCUGGGGUUGAUUCGGCGUUUUGCUCAUGCACUGCUCAAGUGCCUCCAGAUGCUGCACAAAGAGAAGAUCAUCCACUGUGACCUUAAACCGGAGAACAUUCUCCUGUCCCAGAGGGGACAAGGAAACAUCAAAGUGGUCGACUUUGGAUCAAGCUGCUAUGAGCAACAGAGAGUGUACACUUACAUUCAGAGCCGCUUCUACCGCUCACCAGAGGUGAUUCUGGGCCAUCCAUACAGCAUGGCAAUAGACGUGUGGAGUCUGGGCUGCAUUUUAGCAGAGCUGUACACUGGCUAUCCCCUCUUCCCAGGAGAGAGUGAAGUGGAGCAGAUCGCCUGUAUCAUGGAGAUUAUGGGACUUCCUCCAAAUGACUUUGUUCAAACUGCAUCAAGACGGAGGUUAUUUUUUGAUUCCAAAGGAAACCCAAGGAAUAUCACCAACAGCAAAGGGAAGAAACGUCGACCCAACUCAAAAGAUCUUGCCAGUGUGUUGAAGACCAAUGAUCCUCAAUUUCUUGACUUCAUUCGACGUUGCCUUGUGUGGGAUCCCACAAAACGCAUGACACCUGAUGAAGGGAUGCAGCACGAGUGGAUCACAGAGGGACGUCUCAACAAGCUCCAUCCUAAACCCCGGCCUAUCCGGAAAGACAUUGACAACAAUUAUGAAUUCACUUACCGCAAAGCGACUUUAAACAGGACAAGCAAGGCUGAUAAAUCUGGUUCUGACGACAAACUUAAGAGGGUCAGUGACACAGCGACAAGCAAAGGAGGCAAGAUGGCAUCAGAAGAGCGUCUGCGUCCUAUAGGAGCUUCAGCCGAGGAAGACAACAGUGAAGACACAGGCAAAAGUGUGAGCAAAGACAGCAAGUCGGACUCAAGUGGAGAGCGCUCCGUUCAGAUCAUCAUCAAACCUCAGACAGGCUCAAGCACUGAUUCUUCAGAAGGACAGGAGCCUCAGUUUCUCCCUCCUAUUGUAUAACACCCCAAAGAAAAGAAUGAGUAAUGUUUUUAUUGCGUAUGGUUUAUAAUUCAGCCGCUUGGUCUGGACUUACCUAAUGUGCGGCUUAGACCGUUUGACUUCUUGUUUGGCAAAAAGUCAAACAAAUUAUUUAUUUUUUAGCAGUUUCUUACUUGUGGUCUGUAAAGUUGCGGUCACACUAGAGUUUGAGCAUCCAAAAAUUAUUUGAUGACAAUUUUGGCUAGAGGAUAUGAUGCUGUAAGGCUUCUGUUUUUAAUAAUGAAUAAAUCACACAAAAUCACAUAAAUAAAUGGAGCCUCUAUUUAUAGUCUAGUGUGACCACAUCUUCACUCUCCAGUCUAGAGGAAUUAGAUUAGUGGUCAAAGAGUGGUAGUCUGUGUUUUUGACUAUUCGAAUGAUUUGAUUUCUAAGUAAAGUGAAUAAUUUGGUAUCAUUUUGGUGCUUGUGAUGUAUUUUGAAAGGAUUAUUAUUAUGAGAUUGUUUGUAACACUAGCAUAUUUUGCAGAGCAUCAUGCUAUGUGCAUGUUUAUUGGGUCUAGUGUGCUUUUUCAUUUUUCUUUUCAAAGCAUCAAAGCUUUUAGCAAUGUCAUUAAUAGAGCUAAAGGUGAACUUGGGUACCAAAGCUGCUUUAUUGUGCAAUAUUACUGCAUGGAUUAACAGUGUUUGUAUGCUUUGUUGUCAUUUGCCAGGUUUUUUUAUUAUUAUUAUUUCUAUGAGUUUGUAAGCUGUCGGUGCAAUAAUUACGGAGCCAAAGAGAUUAAUUAUAUAUGUUUUUGUUCUAGAGAAACACAUCCUCUGACUAAAUCUGAUGGAAAGCACACUAGAUCAUCAAAAUAUGCACAAUACUUGCAUGAUUGUAUUGAUGACGACCGAUAAUGAUGGCAAUGUUGAUGAUAAUGGUUAUGAUUUAGAUUUAGAGGGAAGGUCAAGAAUGUUGCCGUUUAAAGUAAAAUUAGUGGAUCGUUGUAUGUUUAUACAGAAUUAAAAAUACAACAUUUUCUGGAUAGUAAUAGUAUAUUUUCCUGUAUAUAGAGUUCUUAAGGUAAAUACCAUGCACCCUGUGUGGAUGCCACAAAGUCAUGUAAACAUUAGACAAGGUUUUACUUGUUCUCAUUUUGUUUAUCUGUUAUAAUUGUUAAAGAGAUUUUUACUACCAUAUGCUAUCUCUCUCCCUUGUUGUUGCUUGACAGUUUUGUUUAUGGGAUUUUAGAAGAAAGUUUUGGAUCAAGGGUGUUAGGUAGUGCCUUUCAGUAUUAGAACGAAAUCAUUUAAAUUGUCUCUUGAAUAAUGUCUGUAAAAUACUGUCAUACCCAUGACAAUAAAGAUGUAAU